GCAUCCGGCACGAAAGUUCUCUUCGCUCUUCCGAGGUCACCCGAACUCGUGUGCUUGUUCUCUCUCUGGAGCUAAGGCCGCAUCGGCGACUUGCACAGAUUCUAAGUUCCAUCCGGCUUUCAGCAACAAAAUCUAAACAGCAAAAAUGGUUUCCGAGGCCGAGCUCGCUUGCGUUUACUCCGCACUGAUCCUCGUUGACGACGAUAUCGCCGUAACUGGUGAGAAAAUACAGACAAUUCUGAAGGCGGCAAACGUAAAUGUCGAGUCUUACUGGCCUGGACUUUUCGCCAAAGCGUUGGAGGGUGUAAAUGUUAAAGAACUGAUCACCAAGAUCGGAUCUGGUGUUGGAGCUGCACCUGCAGCUGGUGCUCCCGCUGCUGCAGCGCCCGCCAGUACCGAGGCUGCUCCAGCUAAGGAGGAGAAGAAGAAGGAGGAACCGGAGGAGGAGUCGGACGAUGACAUGGGCUUCGGUCUAUUCGACUAAGCUCAAGGAUCGCGAUUGGUCCAUUCCUUUUUAUGUAUGUACAGUUAUAUUGUACAAUAAACUGUUACAAUAAACAGUGAAACAUUUGACAAAAGGUA
Ooceraea biroi (clonal raider ant) is the source of this 582-nucleotide messenger RNA. RefSeq names its product ribosomal protein LP1 (gene RpLP1). Gene Ontology annotation, molecular function: ribonucleoprotein complex binding; protein kinase activator activity; structural constituent of ribosome. Gene Ontology annotation, biological process: cytoplasmic translation; translational elongation. NCBI's taxonomy places the organism in Eukaryota, Metazoa, Arthropoda, Insecta, Hymenoptera, Formicidae. The record is from RefSeq and is a predicted model, not a curated record. Gene Ontology annotation, cellular component: ribosome; cytosolic large ribosomal subunit.